Dunckerocampus dactyliophorus (ringed pipefish) is the source of this 869-nucleotide messenger RNA. It is a transcript of the gene mcts1, whose product is annotated as MCTS1 re-initiation and release factor. Gene Ontology annotation, biological process: formation of translation preinitiation complex. The record is from RefSeq and is a predicted model, not a curated record. The transcript is spliced from 5 exons. Gene Ontology annotation, molecular function: RNA binding. NCBI's taxonomy places the organism in Eukaryota, Metazoa, Chordata, Actinopteri, Syngnathiformes, Syngnathidae. The coding region runs from base 195 to 740 and encodes 181 amino acids.
UUGACUGUCGUAAAUUAACGUAAUCGCCGUACUGCUUUCCGGUCGUCGUAAACAGGCGUGCGUUCUUCUUAACUUGACAUUUUUUUUUACAUGGUAUUGUUGCCUCGUCGCGUUUAAAUCAUUGUAUAUGAGCGGUGAGUGUAAGAACAAAGCUCGGAUCACACAGAAAAGCGACAAAACGACGACCAAAGAAGAUGUUUAAAAAGUUUGAUGAGAAGGAAAAUGUAUCAAACUGCAUACAGUUGAAAACCUCCGUCAUUAAAGGCAUAAAGAGCCAGCUGCUGGAUCAGUUUCCUGAAAUUGAGUCAUGGCUCAAUCACAUAAUGCCAAAGAAGGACCCUGUCAAAAUAGUGAGAUGCCAUGAACACAUUGAAAUCUUGACAGUGAAUGGAGAGUUGCUCUUCUUCAGACAACGGGAAGGCCCGUUCUACCCCACGCUGAGAUUGUUGCAUAAAUAUCCGUUCAUUCUUCCACACCAGCAAGUCGACAAAGGGGCCAUCAAAUUUGUCUUAAGUGGAGCCAACAUCAUGUGUCCAGGGCUGACGUCACCGGGCGCUAAACUCUAUCCGGCUGAAUCUGACACUGUCGUCGUAUCCUUUUUAUCAUUGAUGAUUUGCAAGAAUUGGCUUUCUGCGCACACUUUUUCAACAUUUUACAGAGAAAAAGUCAACAAGGGCAUCGGGAUCGAGAAUGUUCACUAUCUGAAUGACGGACUGUGGCACAUGAAGACUUAUAAAUAGGACCCAUCCCACCUCCGUCCCAAGAAAAUAUAUCGCAAGGUGAACAGCUCAUCUGUUUACGCCGAUUUAACCGAAGCUUUGAACUAGUUCACCGUUGUGUACCAAUUAAAAGAAACACUUCACUUUGAA